This is a messenger RNA of Danio aesculapii, 4561 nucleotides long. RefSeq names its product potassium voltage-gated channel subfamily B member 2b (gene kcnb2b). Gene Ontology annotation, cellular component: membrane; voltage-gated potassium channel complex. Gene Ontology annotation, biological process: protein homooligomerization; potassium ion transmembrane transport. The record is from RefSeq and is a predicted model, not a curated record. The transcript is spliced from 3 exons. Bases 476 to 2980 code for a protein of 834 amino acids. Lineage: Eukaryota; Metazoa; Chordata; Actinopteri; Cypriniformes; Danionidae. Gene Ontology annotation, molecular function: protein binding; delayed rectifier potassium channel activity.
CGCGCACACACACAUAGAAACACACACGCGCGCUCAGUGUCACUCUGCAGCUCCACACACAGUGCGCGCGCCCUCCGCUUUUACGCGUCCGACAUCUGCAGACAUCCCGACUCACAGUAUCAAGCCAUCGAUGGAGGCUGCGCUUUUAGCGAGGAAACGAGGGCUCUUUUAGUAACCGAAAUUUCCACGGACCUCCUCAACCUUAUUUUCACGUUGAACAAAAUGUGGAGCACAUGUCCGGACAUAACUGAAGCCUCCGGUUGAGAGCUGGCAAUCUUGAAGGAAACCCGCAGGCGUCUUUUCUCCCGUUUGCGCACACAGCGGUUUGUAUAUGCAAACGGUGGUUCACUUCAGCAAGUCAUGGAGGGACUCGUCUAAAGAGGACCCAACAUAGUCAUCUUUAUCCAGGUGUUUUCUGGUUGGUUUUUAUCUUCGCACCUCUUCCUGGCAAGAGCCACUUGUCUCCUUGCACGCAAUGGCAGAGAUGGCCGGACUAGGGGUCCCGAAACCUGGAGGCAGAUCUGCGUCUUCACUUCCACCCGAGCCAAUCGAGAUCAUCCGGACCAAAGCCCGUUCCAGGAGGGUCCGAAUCAACGUCGGAGGCCUCAACCAUGAGGUCCUAUGGCGUACCUUAGACCGACUUCCCAGAACCAGACUGGGCAAGCUGAGAGACUGUAACACCCAUGACUCUCUAAUGGAGGUCUGCGACGACUACUGCCUGAAUGAGAAUGAAUACUUCUUUGACAGACACCCUGGGGCAUUCACGUCCAUCUUGAAUUUUUAUCGAACUGGAAAGCUCCAUAUGAUGGAGGAAAUGUGCGCUCUGUCUUUCGGGCAAGAGCUUGAUUACUGGGGCAUUGAUGAAAUCUACCUGGAGUCGUGCUGCCAGGCUCGUUACCAUCAGAAGAAAGAGCAGAUGAACGAGGAGUUGAGGAGAGAGGCAGAGACUCUGAGAGAGAGGGAGGGAGAAGGGGAAUUUGAUAACACCUGCUGCCCAGAAAAGAGGAAAAAACUUUGGGAGCUUUUGGAGAAGCCAAGUUCUUCGGUUGCUGCUAAGAUACUGGCCAUCAUAUCCAUUCUGUUCAUCGUUCUUUCAACAGUUGCACUGUCCCUGAACACCUUGCCCGAACUCCAAGUGACAGAUGAAUUUGGUCAAGCCAAUGACAAUCCUCAACUCGCUCACGUUGAAGCCGUGUGUAUCGCAUGGUUUACAAUGGAGUAUCUCCUGCGCUUCCUGUCAUCACCAAAUAAGUGGAAAUUCUUCAAAGGGCCACUAAAUGUCAUUGACUUGUUAGCUAUAUUACCCUACUAUGUCACCAUUUUUCUAACUGAGUCAAACAAAAGUGUGCUGCAGUUCCAAAACGUGAGGCGGGUGGUGCAGAUAUUCCGCAUCAUGAGAAUAUUGAGGAUUCUGAAGUUGGCAAGACAUUCGACAGGACUACAGUCUCUAGGAUUCACCCUCAGGCGCAGCUACAAUGAGCUGGGCUUGCUCAUAUUGUUCUUAGCCAUGGGAAUUAUGAUAUUCUCAAGUUUGGUCUUCUUUGCGGAAAAGGAUGAGGAUGCAACAAAAUUUACAAGCAUCCCAGCAUCGUUUUGGUGGGCUACUAUCACCAUGACGACGGUGGGCUAUGGAGAUAUUUAUCCUCAGACUCUGCUUGGUAAAAUAGUCGGUGGACUUUGCUGCAUUGCUGGAGUGCUGGUCAUUGCCUUACCCAUCCCUAUUAUUGUGAAUAACUUCUCCGAAUUCUACAAGGAGCAGAAACGACAGGAGAAAGCCAUCAAGAGGAGAGAGGCCUUAGAACGAGCAAAGAGAAACGGCAGCAUCGUCUCAAUGAACCUGAAAGAUGCCUUUGCACGAAGUAUGGAGCUAAUGGACGUCACUGUAGAAAAAAGUGACGACAAACGUCCAACAGACAACCACCUUUCUCCGAGUCGGUGGGGAAUUCCACAGCGCACAUCCUCGGACACCAGCCUCAGAUCCUUUGACAAGAAGUUUCCUAACAGUGGGUCUCAGGAAUAUGUCCACAUGCCGAGUCCACAGCAUCUGAAUGCUCAGAAUCUGGAGGAAAUGUACAACCAAAUGACAAAGACACAGUCCUUCUCAGAUCUCAGCACAAGCAACAGCACACAGCCUGCAGUGGUUUCCAAACAUGAGGUAGAGUUGGAGAUGAAGGAAGUCCCGACAGCCGUCCAACAGCAACCCAAGGAAAGAACCAUCACGGACAUCAGAAGCAUAUCAAGUGUUGAUAGCUUUGCAAGCUGCACUGCUGAAUUUGGACAGGGUGAGAAAGCAACCACCCCUUCUCAUACAGCAGAGCAGGUUCAGCAAAGGCUACCAAAAGUUUCUCCGCAGCUUCACCUUGGCCAGCUGACACCCUCAGACCUGAGUCCUGAGGAAAUCCCUGGCAUUGUCAACAUUGACAACCAUGACACUGGCGACCUCAAUGAGUUUGUGGAGAACAUCAGAAGCUCCAUUCGUGGCACAAAUCCAAUCAAAGCAAAAGGCCUCAAAGUCAACUUCAUAGAAACGCCAGAGGACGUUCCUCUGACACCGCCAAACACUUCAUCUCCUCAAGACAUCAACAACAGUCUUCUGGAAGAUGACUCCCCAGAGGGAGAGUGCUCUCCUCUCUGUUCAGAUUCAGAGACGGUGGGUGGGAACUCAAUGGAAGGCUUGGUUCUUUCUCCGAAGAAGCUACCUGGCAGAUGCCAACCUGGGGAGACGGUGCUGCUUCUGGGGAACCUGGAGGAACAGGAGUAUCUCGAUGAACAAAACCAAAUGGAAGUGGCUUCCGCAGCCAUCUCCUCACCCAAACUAGCAGCACAGAACUGCUCGCAGAGUGUAAUCGGUGGUAACAGUGAGGAAAAGCCAGACUCUAACCAAAGUCAACAUAAGGUAGAGAACCACAUGUUCACACCAGAGAUCCAUCUAAUGCCAGGGGAUGGUAACCACUCGCCAUCUUGCAAAACCGGUAUGUGACUGUGGCCUGACGUUCGAACAGAAUGAAGUGCACUGGAGGAGAAAAGGGCAUGCAGAUGUGGUCUGAAAGAUAUUUUUGCAUGGCAUGAAGAGUCCCUUGUAAUUGUGUCAUUAUCAAUAAGCGCAAAUGAGACUGCAGUUCUUGCAGACGAGACCUGGAGGAUGCGGAUGCAAACGAAAAGCUUGUUAGAAUGUAUCUACUCAACAAUGUGGACAUUGUUGACCUACCUGUAUAUUUUACCUUUUCACUUGUUUUAUGAUUUUAUAGAGACAGUCAGAACCAUAGAGGGACAGAUCUACAGGAGCAUGCAUAUUAACAAAGCUGUUUUACGGUGCUUAGUUUGCUGAGAGCACUCCACGGUAAAUAUAAAGACUACAGCAAUGACAAUGCACAUAGCCACAGAGGGCAUAGUAGAUGUCAAAAGGGUUUCUGUUUGCCUUUUCUUUCCGUUCUAAAGAGGGAAUUUUCAUCAAAGACUGUGAAAAGUGAGCUGCAAAGUAGCGACGUAUUGAAACAUAUCAUGACUUUCUGUAGAAAUGCAAUGUGUACUUAAUGCAGAUGUGUUUUGUGUUAAGAUUUAGAAAUGGUCUAUGUCACAUAUUUAUUUGGGGGUUUUGUUUUAUUUCUUUUCCACAUUUUUGGUUUAGCACUUCAAUUAACAGCAUCAAAUCCUUUAUUUAAUGACCAGAUUGAUUGCACCACCUUUUUGGGAUUUCAGAAUUGCAGACACCUUUAGUUGCCAAAUGAGAAUAGCUAUGAAAAAGCAUACAGUAGCUGUAAAUGCAAUUUAUAUAUUGACUAUUAUAAAUCGUAAUAGCGAUACCUAGAUAAACUUAGAAAUAAAAAAAGAUUAAUGAACUGCAUAUAAGUUCAUUUACAAACACAUUGGUACCACAGGUACAGUAUGUAUGUCUUCAUUUAUAUUUACAUACUCAAAUAUACAAUAGCACUGCAAACAGUGAAAUGAGAAGAAAUCAGACUACAUAUACAUAUGGUGUUAAAGUAAAUCUAGGGUUGGGUCGAUAGACGAUGCCAUCAUCCAUUGACAAUGACCGAUAGACAUUACGAUGCUGAGCCGGCAUCGCGGUCCCCAGCUCGAGUAAAAAAUACACAGGCCCUGUUUACACUUAUAUGUCUUAGUUUUAAAAUGGCAUUUUAGAACGAAAACAAUCCACAUCCACACUGGCGUUUCAUCUAGCAUUUCUGAACAGCCCUCCAUCCACACUAUAGCGCUGAAAACGUACAUCACGUGACCACACACACACGAAUGCGAAUUAACUUUAAGCGCAGAACUGGAUUAUCGCAUUAAAGAUGUGCGAAUAAACCAGCGUUUCCAUCCAACUAGUCACUUCCUGAUUAUCUGGCACCAAAUAUCAACAGUAAAAACGGAAAUUUGCUGCCAUAAGAGAAGCUGCAUGAAUCUUUUCUUCGUUUAAUAAAUGACUUGUGCCUCAGAAUGUGCUGUGGCGUUUGAAGGUGUUAGACGUAUGCUUUCACGCUUGUACUUAGUAAUUUUAGCAAAAACCUCAGAUUUCCAAUGUGAAACAUCGUGAUGGACGAUGGCAUCGUCGUCAUAGGCG